Cryptosporidium ubiquitum is the source of this 1686-nucleotide messenger RNA. RefSeq lists its product as uncharacterized. The coding region runs from base 1 to 1686 and encodes 561 amino acids. Gene Ontology annotation, cellular component: membrane; Golgi apparatus. The transcript has a single exon. NCBI's taxonomy places the organism in Eukaryota, Apicomplexa, Conoidasida, Eucoccidiorida, Cryptosporidiidae. The record is from RefSeq and is a predicted model, not a curated record. Gene Ontology annotation, biological process: transport.
AUGAGCAUUGAUUACUCUUCGUCUUUAAUAAAAAUUCAAUUAUUUCUGGUUUGUUUUCUAACGUUUGGUGCUUUGACGUACUCUUUUUCUUUUGAUGGAAUAAGAAUACCUCCUUCUAAAUCGAUUAUUAUACACCCGUACCAAUUUUUUAUGUUCGAAAAAGAUGAAUCAUAUAAAAAUUUAUUUGUCCCAAAAGUUGCAGAAUACUCAACGAUUUACUUUAAUAACUUAAAAGUAAAAUCAAGUAAUGGAAUUAUCCAAAAUAAUGAAAGUAUAGAAAUAAUAAUUGCCCCAAGCAAAGAUUUAGAGAGUCUCAUAAAGAACGAUCAGUUGGGUGUAUGUUGUAAUAAAGAAAGUUUACUAUCAGGAAAUUGCCAGGUUGAAAAUACAUUUAUUAAACCAAAUAUUGAUGGGAUAAUUUAUGUUGGUGCGAAUCUGAACAAUUCAAAUUAUUCUUCGAACAUAAAAAGAGGAGGAGCAUACUCAUUAAUGAUAUCUAAUUGUGGGAAUUCAAAUGAUGGGUACUUAUACGGAGAAUUAGUUAUUAAAAAUGUAUAUGGGUUUUUACCUGCAAUCGAAUUUAUGAAAAUCAACUUGUAUUUCUUCGGAAUAGUAUUGUACGCAUUUCUGACAAUUUAUUGGAUUUAUAAAUGUAUAAAGAAUAACAAACAACUCAUAAAUAUGCAAUAUUUUAUCUUAGCUGAAUUAUUAUUAAGUAUUAUUUCUUCAUUUUUGUGGUUACAAUAUUUUAGGCAAUGGAAUCUUACAGGGUCAAGCUCAAUAUUUCUUUUUGGUGUUUCUUCCACAAUUAAUAUUUUGAAGUUAACUAUUGUAGUUAUUUUGACAUUAAUUGCAUCUCAUGGCGUAGGAAUAUCUAUAAUCUCAAUUAAUUCAAGAAAAAAAAUUAUUGCAAUUUCCACAACUGGAGUGAUGUAUUUUUUAAAUACGUUGUUUAAAGAGUACGUAAUUUAUUUGAGAUCCAGAAAUUUAAACAUUAAUUCAAGUCUGUUAUUAUAUUCAAUAUUACCUAUCGGAAUAUUAAAUGGAAUUGUUUUUUUUUGGGUAUUUCACGAAUUAGUUAAUUUAUUAAAUAGAUUAGAAGAUGAUAAACAAACAGAAAAACUUUCAGUAUACAAACGGUUUACAUAUAUAUUGUUUUUUUCCGUUACAAUUGCUUUUAUUUAUUUAAUGUUGGAAGUUCGUUUUUAUUUAUGGGACAUUGUAGAAAGAUGGAGAUAUCAAUGGAUUUUUCAGGAUGCAAUCCCAUUUUUUUUUGUUGCCAUACUUAAAUUAAAUUUACUACUACUCUGGGUCCCAAAAGAAAAUUCAAAAAAAUAUCUGGUUGCAGCAGAAGUACCGAUUGAAGUUACAAUUGAGCUCGAAACGCAUGAAUUAAAAAAAAUGAGCUUUAAUAAUGAAAAAGAUCUAGAUUGUUUUGAGAACACAAAUGAAACUCAAAACGAGGAUUUUUGUUUUAAUAUCGAAAAUUUUCUCUCAUAUCCUGAUUCAGAUUACGAGAUCAAGAAAUCUGAACAUUUAAAUCAAUCGAAUAAUCUGGUGAUAUCAGAUAAUAUAAAUUACGUGAAAGAAAAUCGAGGCAAUCUUAAUAAAUAUAUUGGAGAAAAAUUUGAAGUAAAUAAGGAAAAUUCAAUGCAUUUAAUUAAUUUAUCGACAAGAAAUAGUUAA